CGUGACGGAGCAAUAAUUAUCAGAAUUAUCGAAACCGGAACUGUUGGUUGUCACUAUUUGCUUCAUAUCUUGCUAGUUGUCGGUCGUGUGCAAUUCUUCUCAGUAAUCGCCAGCGCUAUUGUGUUUUCGUCGCGAAUUAGGAAAAUACCGUAUCCGGUCGCAGAAUUUUCAUUGUUCAAAAAAAAUAUCUAUACGUUCUCCAUUUUAAUUCCGUCCGCUGAACAACAAGUACAGUAGUUCCUUUGUUUGAAUCAAGUGUUGUUCCUUUUGUUUGCGAUGGAAAAAAACGGGAACCCCGAAUAUCAGUAAAUACCUGGACCCAUUUUUCGUUUUGUUUUUGGAUUAUUCUCUUCGGGAUCCCAUCUUAUUGUGUCAUUGUUUCAGAUACGAAAAUGGCAACGGCGAUGUCGCCACUUCGACCAGCAGCACUCAGACAACACAAAUCGAUGGACUGACCGGAUUUAAUCGACGUUCCGAAGAUGUUGGCGAUGCUUUUGGGAGUCCAUUGUGAGUCAUUACAGUAUAAUAUAAUAAUAAUUGCCUUUGUUUUGUCCGGUGAACAAAAAAAAACAUUGUUUUCGAUUAUUAUCACAUACCUGUCUUUGUUGAGCAAUCUUUAAUCAUUCUAUUUAAUGUAUAGUAGUCACUUUAUGACGACUUACUAAAUAAUACAAAUCAUUUAUCUUGAUACACACUCGUAACAUUAUACUUAAUUUUUUUUCAUUAGUUAAUAACAAUAAUUUUCAAAAUCAUUUAUUAUUGAGACAAUUAGAUACUCAGUUUACUGAAUAAUUUUUUUACAUAUAAUUGAAUACGACUCUGUUAAUUUAAAAUAAGUGUCCUUUAGAAUAUAAUCUUUAAAAGACAUUGAAUGGUUUAAUAUGAGAAUAGAUCUGUUAAUAUAAUACUAUUAAGUUAAUGAGGUGUGAACAUACAUGUAUGUAGAUACACAGGUAAACGAAGAAAUGAUCCCCACGAAGAAACGCUUUGUGCGAACAAUCUGUAUAUAAUAAUUUUUACAAAAACAAUUAGUCCCUGCUCAAUUUUAUAUUAAUAUCACAUUUUUGAAUAUAUGAUAAAACAAAAAACAAAUUUUUGUCAGUAAAAAUUAAUUAGGGUUACCAUUUAUCAAAAUUUUUUUUUUUUUUUAAUAAAUGGCUAAAGUACCUAGGUAUUUUAGUUAACAUCAUAUGUCUGUUUUUAAUUUUAUACUGACGAACUGUAAUCAUGUAAUAAUUCUAAGUUAGAUUUUUUUUCACAGUUUUAAUUAAAAUCAAAUUGCUGAUUAAUAAUAUUAAUAUAAUUUGUGUACACAUCACUUGUCUCCGUUCUUUGACAACCAAAUCUUGCACGUUUUUUUUUUAACUUUAUGUCGAUCCAAUUUUUUUAAAUUAUUAAAAAUAACUUUCCUAUUUAUAGUAUAAGUAGUAAAUUACAUAGUAUGAUGUUACACUAACUUCGCUUAUUUCUUGUUGCCGAGUGUCUACAUUUUUUUUUUUAUUGUGUCUUAAUUAAGUGGUCAUAAUUUCAUUUGUUACUGGUAUUUUGAAUAUGUUAAAUUCCAAUUGCUCAAAUCCUGUGUGAGACUCAUCUAAUCUACUUUGCAAAUUAUUUGUACAUUUAAAAUUUAAAUGUAUAUUUAAAAGUGAUAAAAAUAAAAUAUAUAUACCUAUUUAACUUGCUUAUAUAAUUUUUACUCAUUGCUUAUUAUUUAUUUUCUGUACAUAUUUUUUAAUUUAAUGUAUUUUGUUGUUUUCGUGUUCAAAAUAUAGGAGCAAGAAAGUCCUCACUCAUUUAGUAGGCAACUGUUUUGGGUAAGCCAUAGGGACAGGUGGUAUAGUCUAUUCAGGUUAAGAGUGCCCAACUCGCGCAUGCAUACCAAGCUGCCGACAACUGUCAGACCCUGUGAUUGGUCGGCAUUGUUUGAUCACUAUCGUUGUUUAUCGGAGUCGGCAACGCGCCGCCGUGUAUACCAUACGAUAAUAAAAACAAAACAGGUAUUCUCCGUUGCGUCAUAUUUUAUAUUAUUAUACAAAUGAUAUACAAAAUUACAAAUACAUAAAUUAAUACAAAAUUAAAGAUAUUUACAAAAAAAAAAAAAAUGUUUUAAUUAAAUUUUCAUUCUGAAUCAGAUGUUGUCUCUGACGACGUGUCUCGCUACCCAACUAUUUCGUUUCUUUCGGUCAUAGCACUGUUUCGACUUCGCUUUGUAUAUCAAAAAUCCAUUUUCUUCAUUAAGUGGUAUAAAUUGGUUCACGAUAUUACUGGCAAACUCUUGUCAGCAGAUACAAUUUGGUGGAUUUUGUCCAUUGUAGGAAUUUCGCGUCGAAACCAAAUUUGGUAAACGUGACUACGGACAGCAUUUCUUUCAAAUUCACCAAACCGAUCGAUGUAAGACUGUCUUGAACGUUUUGGAAUUGGAGCAGCCACCGAUUUCGUAUUAUUAUACUCCGUAAUUAUUUUUUGAAUUGUCCGUUCCCCAACACCUAUUUGGUCCGAAAUGAUUUUUCUAAUCUGCCUUACAGACUUAUUAGGGUCUGACAACAAAAUUGUUUUAUAAGAAUUUACAAUUCUUUGUUUUUCACCUGUAUUGAUAAUCUGAAAUAAAAAUACUUUGUGCUUAUAAUAUAUUUUAAUGUAAAAAUUCGAAAAAAAAAAUGAUGUAAUAAAUAAAAUAAAUAAGGAUUGAAAUAUUGAUGGCUAAAAUUGAAAUAAAUGUACAAAAGAGAUUCAAAAUACUCGUUAGUCUGAAGGUUAAAAAAAUGAUAUUUGCAUUUUGUAUAUUUAUAUAAAUUAUAAUAUGUACUCACUUUUCCAUAUUUAUUUCUUUUAAUUGGAGAUGGUCCUGAUGGUCCUGCUUGUUCAUUUUCAUCACUGCUGAAAUUAUCCAUGUUUGGUAAAAAAAUAAUUAAACAAGUUAAAAAAACGGACGGCGUGAAAUGUUCGGUUUGUUUGUAGUACAGCCACGGUGUGUUGUGAAAACGUUGUGAUACUAUACCACACUAUGUAUAACGCGUGUCGGUACACCACACUGCUCCCUGUAGAAAAAUACAUGCGCGAACUGAACUGGUUUUCGUCCGAGCGAGUGGGCACUCUUAACCUGAAUAGACUAUAGUGUUAUAUUAUUUUAAUAAACCUCAACAAAUUAUUAUGUAUGAAAUAAUUAUUCUCUGUAAAAUUAAAUUAACUAAAAUGUUUAAUUUGUUUAUCACAAAAGUAUUGGAAUAGGUAUUAAUUUUUUAAAUAAUGUACAACCUUUAGUUACAAAAGAGACAAAAAUGUUAAACAUUAUGCAAUAAACAUUUAUAAAAUAUAUAGAUAAUCACAACUUUGGUAUUCUAGACAUUUAAAACUUUGAAAAUCCAAUAGUAAAUAUGAAUCCAUAACUUCAAAAGUUAAAGAUUUAAAUUAAGUCUUAAAUUUAAUUUUUAAAUAAAGUAAAUGCACAUAAUAUUAAUUUAAUUUAAAUUGUUUUAUGUUAUUUGCCCUAGAUUCCGUAUGAUUACUUUUGAUUUUUUUAGUAUAAUAAAUAUUUAUUUAAAAAGUAAUUGAAUUCCUUAUCUAAUAACCGUAUGUCUUUAUAUUAGAUACCUAAAGUUAAAAUUGAUUUUAUUUAUUUGUUAGUUAUGCAUUAAGUAAAUUAGGUAAAUUUUUUUUUAAUUGUAGUUUUCAAAGUCAAUCUCGGCGUUCACUUGGUAUUAGUCCAACAGAUAAGGAUGCAUGGUUUUACAAUAUGAAACAUAAGCACCGCGGAAAGGCUAUAAUCUUUAAUCAUGAAAACUUUGAAGUUCGAGAUCUUAAAUCUAGGAGUGGUACUGGAACGGACUGUUACCAUUUAGAGGCAGCCUUAAGAAAUCUUGGAUUUGAUGUUACACCAUAUGUUGAUUUAACAUUAAAUGAAAUGAAUAAAAAACUCAAUUAUUGUAUGUAUAUUUUUAUAUAGGAUAUAUAUUGUUUUAUAUGAUUAAUUACAAACCAUCUACAGAAUAUUAUUCAUAUUGAUGUUAAAUAGUUUUGUAUUUAACUAACAUAGCUAUUUUUAUUUUGAUUUUCAUCAUAUUAAUUAGUUGUUUAUUUUUUAGGGUCUGAAGAAGUUGAUUAUUCUGACUAUGAUUGCUUAUUGAUGGCAGUUCUUUCUCACGGUGAACAAGGAAUUAUUUAUGCCAAGGAUGGACCUUAUAAGCCAGAGGACCAACUUUGGGGAAGAUUUACUGGUGACAAAUGUUUAUCUUUAGCGAACAAGCCAAAGUUAUUUUUCAUUCAGGCUUGUCAAGGAGAUCGAUUGGAUAAAGGAAUUACGAUGAGAACACAAGUGGAUGGAGGUGGAUCUUCAUUUAAAAUACCUAUUCAUGCAGAUUUUCUUAUUGCAUACUCAACUAUACCUGGUAAGUAAACAAUUUAUUUUCAUAUUAUAUAAUUUUAUUAUUAGAUGCAAAUAAUAAUCUUUUUAAAAACAAACAAAUUUUAAUUUAAUAAAAUUAAUCAAACCAAUUUUAUUGAAUUCUAAAUCAUGUAUAUUGUAUAUGAUUAAAGUAAUUAAUAGCUUGUAAUAAAUCACAUUUAUAAAAGAUUUUGCAUUUUUCAAUAUUUUGGAAUUUUUUCCUGAUAGCUAUGAUGGGUCGAAAGAAAUAUAUAAGAUGAAAACAAAAAUAUUUUGAUUCUUGAUUUUUCUAUUUUUAUUGAAAAUACCUGUUCGUGCAAAAUGUCAAGUUGAUUGAUCGAACCUAUCCUUAUACAAUGAUUAUAUAAGUUAAUAUUUAACAAUCCGUCCUUUAUAAACUUCCAAUUGAAUGAACAAAAUCUUCUUCCUCUAAAUAUUAACAGAUGCCAGGUUAUCUCUUUUACAGUAAAAGUCCAAUAAUAUUUCAGAAUCAAAUUAGUAACCAUUUUCUUGAUAUAGUAAAUUUGAUUAAAGUCUUGUGUGUUUACUUUGAAAAUUAUUUUUAUAAAAUGCUAGGUUUUAUCAAUAGAAAUACGAAAGAGUUUAAAACCCCUAUUUGUUUAAAAACAUUUUAUGUGCCAUUAGUAAGAUUUAAUCUGUUUGGCUCACUUAUUUGGUCUUGUAAUUAUUCAAAAUACACAAAUGAUUUUGAUAAUGUCUAAUAUAAAUUUUUGAAGAGAAUUGCUUAUAUCUCCGAUAUACAUAUCACUAGAGAUACUGUUAAUGUUGUUGAAAACUUCUUGAGCCUAGACUCACUAAAUGCAAGAUGUAAAUUAAUAGAUAUUAUGUUAGUAUACAAUAUUUUGAACAACCUCAUUGACUAUCCUGAGCUAUUGGCUGAAAUUGGUUUCCGUGUACCAUGUAGAAACACUAGAAAUUUAGAUUUAUUUUUAGUUUUUAAUUAUAGUACCGUCAGUUGAAUUAAUAAAUUUCUUUAAAGAGAUUUUGUUUUGGUUAAUAAGAUUAACACAAAGUUAGAUUUUUUUUGUAUUUCCCCGCAAUAUUUUCAGAUUUAAGACUUUAAUAUUAAUUUUGAUAUAAUAGUAUUUAUGUUUGUCUUUAAGAUUUACUGUUAAAAAUAUUACAUUGGUUGUACAAUCUUGUAAAAAAGGCAUUUGCCUGUAUAUGUAUAUAUACCAGGUGAUUCAUUUAAAUGGGUAUACUCAUUAUCUCGGAAAGUAUUAACUUUUUCUGGUAUCCUAGUACAUUUAAUUAACAAGCUGCUUCAAAAUGUUAUGUUUGUGUUAUUUUUUAUCACCCUUAUUUUUGGGGGUAAAAUAACUACCUACUUUUGAUUUUCAAAUGGCUACCUACAUUAAAAAGUCCAUAAAUAGAUUGAGUAUUAGUUAAAAUAAAUUUUAGUGUUGAAAUUUUUUAUUUCUGUCAAGUCUUUGAAAAGAUAUACUACUUUUAAUUUUAGGUUGGAAAAGAAUAGUGGAUGUUCUAGACAACAAAUUUUUGAAUAAGUUAUUAUUUUCUGAGAUAAUGAGUGUACCCACUUAAAUGAAUCACCUGAUAUAUAUAUAUAUAAAUAAAUAAAUAUAAGCAUGCUAAAAUUACAUUUGUUUUAAUAAAAUUCAGUUGUUACAGAUUUUAUGUUAUAAGUGUGACUGAUUUGUAAUUAGUUAAAUUAAAACUGUGGCCAACAUUUAAGUGACUUAAUGUAAUUAGAUACUAUGUUGUAGAAUAAAGUUAAUGAUGGUAGUUAUAAAUCAAUAAUUGGUUGUAAUCUAUAUUAACAAUCUAUUGAUUUUCCAACAUUUAUCUUGGUUUAAAGUAAUUUAGUAUGUUUUAUAUUGUUUUGUUAAGGUUACUAUUCAUGGCGUAACACCCAAAAAGGCUCAUGGUUUAUGCAAGCUUUAUGUGAAGCUUUUAAUAAAUAUGGUUUUGAGCUGGAUCUUUUGACUAUGUUGACAUAUGUGAAUCGCAGAGUGGCUAUUGACUUUGAAUCAAAUGUUCCUAAUAAUACUUUAAUGCAUCAACAGAAACAAAUUCCUUGUAUUACAUCAAUGUUGACCAGGUUAGUUAAGUUUGAGAAAAAAAAUUAUAAGUAACCAUUUUAUAUAUAUUGAUAAUAUUUAUUUCUCUACUUUGUAAAUUAUUUAAGUACAUGCCAUUAGGUAUUUAUAAAAAGUCAUAUUGAUAUAAAAUAAAAAUACUAGUUCAAUAAACAUUUUUAAGUAAAAUAUUUGCGAAAAUAUAAAUAACUUGUAGUUUGAAUUAUAAUAUUCAGUAAGUAAAAUAUAUUAUAGAACAAAUAUGAUUAAUUGAUUUAUUGUGCUAAAUAUAGUCUGAACACUCAGAGUAAAUAAUCGAAUCUUUAAAUUACUAAAAAUAAGUCUACCUCUUUACCAUGACGGUGUUAAUAAAAUGUUAAAACAGAAUAUGUUAAGAUUUACCCUUAAUAAUUAGAGAAUCUCUUAUUGUGCUUUUAAGUGUUGUAAUAAUAACUUUUUCACAAACAUAUUUUUAUACAAACUAGUUUUAUUUAAAAGAAUAUGUACAUUUUAAUAUUUUGUUUUUAAUUUUUAAAACUUUUUAUUUAAUUUUUAUAUAAACUGGCAGUGUUAAAUUCAACUAUAUUAUUAAAUUAUAAAAAGCAACUAUUUGCUCAAACCAGUCUUUCAAAUUGAGUGUUAUAAUAUUAAAAUAAUUAAUUUAAACAUUUUUGCCAAUACAUUGUAAUUAUUCUGACAUUUCUUAAAUUUAAAUUUUAUACUUACUAUUUUUAACAAUUUGCUCUUAAUUUUAUUACAUUUUAUAUUUUGUCUUGAAACUUAGGAUAGAAAACGU
Cinara cedri is the source of this 7234-nucleotide messenger RNA. Lineage: Eukaryota; Metazoa; Arthropoda; Insecta; Hemiptera; Aphididae. The record is from the annotation of a GenBank genome assembly.